AUGUCAGACACGUCUGAAAAUAGUGUUAUUGGAUCUGAAGAUCCAGAUUCCACUAACACCAAGAUCCUUAGGGCAAUAGCUGAUGUUUUUCAGAGCGCUCAAUCGACGUACGCGGGCCAUAGAAGGCAUAUUGCUGUCUUGAAGAGAAUCCAAGCGAAAGCAGCUGAACAAGGCUAUGAGGAAGUCUUCAAUUAUUGGUUUAAUAAGAUGGUCACAUUGGUGCUACCUCUAAAGAGAACUGAGGUAGUAGGUGAUAGGAUCGUAAGACUGGUUGCAGGAUUCGUCUCAAGUAUUGAACACGGUUUGGAACCUCAGGACACAAAACAACCCGAGCACAAUGGUAACGAAGAGAUUUUUUCAAGGUUUGUCAACCAGUUCAUCAGACACAUUUUGCGAGGGGUAGAAUCAAGGGAUAAAAACGUUCGCUACAGAGUUGCGCAAUUCUUAGCAGUAAUUAUGGACAACAUCGGGGAGAUUGAUGAAGAUUUGUAUAACCUGAUUAUGUGGUCAUUUCAGAAAAGGGUUUACGACAAAGAGCCGUUUGUCAGAAUCCAGUCCAUAUUUUGCCUCACUAAAUUCCAGGACGAAGAAAACACAUCAGAAACUGAGGACGAAGCUACAAAAAACCUGAUGCUGGCAAUUCAAAAUGAUCCUAGUGCUGAGGUACGAAGGGCCGCCAUGCUUAACCUCAUUAGUACCAAGAAAACAAAGGAUAUUAUUAUGGAGCGUGCUCGAGAUGUGAAUCCAAUAAACCGUCGAAUCGUAUACACCCGGGUCUUGAAAAAUAUGGGCGCGGCAGUGUUUCGGGAGUUAGAUGGUGUUACCAUAGGAAAUUUAAUUACAUGGGGCCUUGAAGAUCGCGAAGAAGCAGUACGAAAUGCUUGUGCGCGUUUGGUCGCCUUUGAAUGGUUAAAUCUAAUGGAAGGGGACAUUAUUAAGCUUUUGACAGAAUUGAAUGUCACCUCAAAUAAGGUUUGCGAAAAAGUAAUGGAAGCAAUUUUCAGUUAUAGAGAUGAUACAAUCGCGAAGAUAAAACUGCCAGACGACAUUUGGGAUAAUCUCACUGCAGAAAUUUCAUUUUUAAUAAAGGCUUUUCACUUUCAUUGCACACAGCAAAAAUUAGAAGAUGUGAUUGACGCCAACUUUCCAGAGGCUUCAAAACUUUCAGAAAUUCUCCAAAAAUACUUUGACAUUAGAUUUACCCACUCGAACUUGUCAGAAACAGACGUGAUUUGCCUUGAAUUUGUUUUAGAACAACUGCUAUCAGUAGCUUUCAGAUUUGAUUACAGUGACGAAAUUGGUAGGCGUGCGAUGCUUAUCGUAAUACGUAACGCGUUGGCGAACUACAAGUUAGCCCCUACCUUAGUGCGAAUUGCCUUAAAGGUUUUAGAGGUUCUAUCGAUCAAUGAACGCGACUUCAUCACAAUGACUGUCGAAAUCAUAACAGAUAUUCGCGACGAAGAUAUUGAAAGGCAAGAAGCUGAGGAAGCAGAUAAAAAAUCCCCCUCUGACGAGAAUGAAGAUCAGCAAGAUGAAGAAGUUCUUGACUCUUUUCAUUCUGCAGUUGAUGGCUUGAUUAACGGGAAUAUUACUCCAGAAAAAUAUUUGAAAGAAGAUGUCCCAGAUAAAGAAGCUGGCUCGCAAGCUCUUCUGGCAUGUCUCAGCAUGUCUCAGUACAUGCUAGAACUAGUCGUCUCGCCAAUAGAAGACAAUAUUAUGAUAUCGUCUUUGAUUGAAACCUUAAUCACGCCAGCCGUCAGGAAUACACAAUCUGAUGUUAGAGAACUCGGUGUGCGCAACUUGGGGCUAUGCUGUCUACUAGAUGUUAAUCUGGCUACUGAGAGCUUGUAUCUUUUCGGCAUGUGUGUAUCCAAGGGUGAUGCCAACCUAAAAACAACCGCACUUAAGGUGAUAGUUGAUAUUUUCUCAGUCCAUGGGACCAAGGUAGUAGAUGGUGAAGGUAAAGUUGAUUCUAUCUCUUUACACAAAAUUUUCUACAAGACUUUAAAAAAUUGCGAGCAGCCAGAAUGUCAAGCAACAGUUGCGGAGGGGCUAUGUAAACUUUUUCUUGGGGAUGUAUUCACGGAUGAUGAUCUUUUCGAAACGUUGGUCCUUUCGUACUUCUCGCCUGCUAACUCUCAAAAUGAAGCGUUGGUACAAGCUUUCGCAUUCUGUCUUCCCGUUUAUUGCUUCUCUCAUGUUCGACACCAAAAACGAAUGGUGCGCGUCGCAGGCGACGUGCUACUACGUCUCUCUGUUCUUUGGGAUGAAUUGCAGUCCAGCGACGACAGUUCAAUGCCACACAAUUCUAUGCUGAAACCAAGUGUCAUCUUUCAGGCACUUAUAGAAUGGACAGAUUCAAACAAAGUGGUCAAUCAGGUUGCGGAAAUAAGUGAUGGCGAAGAUACUCAACUUGAUUUUUUACUAAACGUUCUCAAAAUGUAUUACAGGUUCGAACGUAAGGAAGUAAAGAAGAUGAUUCUCAUAAACAUCAACAAGUUUAGUUUCAAUGAUGACAAUAGGAAGAAAUGGAAAGAAGCCCGUGAAACACUUGAAGACAUCUUGGAUAAUGACGACAUUGAUGCUGCUUGUAGAAACUCUGUUAACAAAUUUUUGAACUCAAUAAAUGAAUUCGUGGUUAGCAAACAAGAUAUCGAGGAGGAUUUAACGAAAAACGAAGAAGGUGAAGAUGAAGAAUCAAUUUUAACCCCUGCUGGCAGAGAAGGAGAUGAGAUAUUAGACAACAAUGAAGCUGAUGGAGGCCAGUCGUCAAUCGCAGACGAGUCCAAGGCCCCUCAACAGCCAGACAAUUCUCUAACGGGCGCAAAUAUCUCCGAAAUUUCUGACGCGCCCUCGGCGCACGCUACUCUACCUGAUGGGCCUGAGCUGCCUCGUACAAGAAAGAGAAAGAGAAUUGAAGCCGUGGAAAAUGGAUAUACUUCCGACCAAGAAAAAAGCAGUAGAAUGGUCAGCUUUGUUCUUCCUGAAGACAACGACGAACGGGAAUACGAAUCAUCAGUUGAUUCUGAAAAUAAUGAUGGCGACUACAAUGCAAACGACGAAGAUGAUUAA
Lachancea nothofagi CBS 11611 is the source of this 3072-nucleotide messenger RNA. NCBI's taxonomy places the organism in Eukaryota, Fungi, Ascomycota, Saccharomycetes, Saccharomycetales, Saccharomycetaceae. The record is from the annotation of a GenBank genome assembly.